AUGGGUUUAGCAUACGUACAUCUUAUUGAACCACGCUUCGAUGAAGUCCGUUCAGAGCAAGAUAAACUACGGGCAUUGGCGUCCACAACAAAUGACAAAAAGCAUGGACCCGAAUUUACUCCGGAGCAGUUAACUUUAUAUCCCUUUCGACAGGCACUUGGUACGACACCGUGCAUGGUUGCUGGUGGAUACAAUCCAAGUAAUUGCUGGGAGGGUAUAGAACGAGUGAGGUUACUGUUUUACAUCCAAAUUGCCUUCCUCAUGGUCAUCUCUAUGACACAGGGCGAUCAUGAUGCCAUUGCAUUUGGACGAUAUUUUACGUCCAAUGCUGAUCUCGUCGAAAGGCUUCGAACAGGAAUGCCGUUAUACCGAUAUGAUCGCACUCGAUUCUAUGGACCUUUCCCUGACAAUGAGGUUGGAUAUACUGUUCACCACAGAAGAGAAUUCGCCUCUGCCAAUGAAACGCCUCAGACGAGCCAUGGGGACGUUUAA
Molecule: messenger RNA, 492 nt
Organism: Psilocybe cubensis
Lineage: Eukaryota; Fungi; Basidiomycota; Agaricomycetes; Agaricales; Agrocybaceae
Exons: 4
Coding region: 1-492 (163 amino acids)
Molecular function (GO): oxidoreductase activity; FMN binding
Source: RefSeq, a predicted model, not a curated record